AUGUCGGCCGCGCCAACACGGUCGUCAAGACGCGUUGCCAGCCGCCGCAAGGCCGUUGUUGACUCUGACGAUGAACUGUCGGGCAUCAGCAAGAGCCUAGACGACGAGCCCGAUGAGCUCGACCAAGACAUCUCCCAGCUGCCGCAGCGCCGAACGCGAAGCGGUCGCGCCUCGAUUGCCUCUACCACAACCGCCAAGCCUAAAGCGACGAGGGCCGCGCGCAAAACAUCAGCUCCCGUGCAGAGAUCAAAGGUAGAGCCUGAACCGACACCGGAACCUGAGGAGACACUCGCGCCUGCAGCAGAACCUGACCGAGAUGAAAACGCUGCUCGCGACCCCGCUGGCCACCUGGUCAAGACCGAGGUCAAGACCGAACCGUCGCCCUUGGAGUCACCAAAGCGUCCCCGCCGAAGUGGCACACCGCGAACAUCCCUCGCUGAGAAUCCCAAGCUCGCGCCUCAAACACCCAGCAACAAGCCUUUGUCGCCGCAUCUCGGUGGGCCUGGCGCAUCACCGCUUGGCGAUAUCACCGGCAUGAACACACGCCUCCCGGAUGUUACCCAGACGGUGAAGCCAAUGAGGUCCAUGGAUACGUUUCUUGAUAAGCCGCUCGAUAUCGUCGUGAAGCAGCGCACCAUGGCGAUCCCGUUCGUCGAGGAUACCACACCGAAAUCGCGUAUCGUUAUUACCUACCUGAUCCUCACAAACUUCAAGAGUUACGCCGGACGGCAAGAAGUCGGACCUUUCCACGCUACCUUCUCGUCCGUAGUCGGGCCCAAUGGAUCCGGAAAGUCUAACGUUAUUGAUUCGCUCCUCUUCGUAUUUGGUUUCCGUGCCAGCAAGAUGCGACAAGGCAAGAUCUCGGCUCUUAUUCACAAUUCGGCGCAAUACCCUGACCUCGACCACUGCGAGGUCGCCGUUCAUUUCCAAGAAGUCAUGGAUCAGCCUGGCGGUGGCCAUGUUGUUAUUCCCGACUCGGAAUUAAUCAUCUCCCGCAAGGCGUUCCGAAACAAUUCGAGCAAAUACUAUAUCAAUAACAAGGGUUCCGACUUUACAACUGUCACUACCCUCUUGAAGGACAAAGGUGUAGACUUGGACCACAAGCGUUUCCUGAUCCUCCAGGGUGAGGUCGAGUCCAUUGCUCAGAUGAAGUCCAAAGCCGCAAACGAACACGAAGAUGGACUUCUAGAAUAUCUCGAGGACAUCAUUGGCACCUCCAAGUAUAAGACGCCCAUCGAAGAAUCAGCUGCCGAGGUUGAGUCUCUCAACGACAUCUGUGUUGAGAAGAGUAGUCGUGUGCAACACGUCGAAAAAGAGAAGAGUAGUCUGGAGGGCAAGAAAGAUAUUGCCCUUGCCUUUAUCCGCGAUGAAAAUGAACUCACAAUCAAGCAGUCGGCCCUGUACCAACUCUUUCUACACGAAUGCAACGAAAAUAUCAGCGUUACGGAAGAAGCCAUCAACCAGAUGCAGGCGCAGCUCGAUGAGGAACUCGAAAAGCAUCAAGGCAGCGAGACCCUGAUCAAGGAUCUCCAAAAGCAGUAUAAGCAAGUAAGCAAGGAGCUUGAUGCGCAAGACAAGGAAACCCAGGCUCUUGCAAAAGAGAUGGCACAGUUUGACCAGGAACGCGUCAAGUUUGACGAGAAGAAAAAGUUCCUCGACGACAAACGCAAGAAAUUCGAGCGCACCAUAUCCAACGCCGAGAAGGAUUCUACGACAGCCGACGAAACUGUAGCUGAGAGCUCAAAGACCAUGGAGAAAAGCACCAAGGACGUCGCAGAUCUCGAGAGCCAAGUUGAGGCCGAGGAGGCCCAGCUCAUCAAGAUUCGAGAGGGCCUUCAGGGCAAAACGCAAAAGUUCUCGGACCAAAUCGCCGUCAAGCAAAAGACUUUGGAGCCUUGGUUAGAGAAGAUCAACGAAAAGCAGUCAGCCAUUGCCGUUGCCGAGAGUGAGCUGACCAUUCUCCAAGACAAAGAGAGUGCGGGUGCCGUUGCUCUGCAGGAGCUUGAAACCAAGAUCAAGACGAUUGAAACUACAAAGGCGGAGAAGGCCAAGGAGCUCAAGGCAUGUGAAGCUCAAAAGUCAAAGCUGGCCAAAGAGGCCGAGAAGAUGCAGUCAGAACUCGACAUCCUCUCCGAGCAGGAGCCCAAGAUGCGAGCCAAGAUCUCCAGCACCAGACAGAAAGCUGACGAGGCCCGCUCAAGCCUAGCAAGCACGCAGACGCGAGGCAAUGUUCUUGCCGCUCUCAUGCGCAUGCGCGAAUCCGGGCGUAUAGAAGGAUUCCAUGGCCGCCUCGGCAAUCUUGGUACGAUUGAUGAAAAGUACGAUGUCGCUGUCUCUACCGCUUGCGGAUCGUUGGACAACUUCGUCACUGAAACUGUUGAAUCUGGCCAACAAUGCAUCGAAUAUCUUCGCAAGAACAAUCUCGGCCGCGGUAACUUUAUCUGCCUGGACAAGCUCAAGGACCGAAGCCUUGCUCCAAUUCAGACCCCCGAGAACGCUCCCCGUCUGUUUGAUCUGGUCAAGCCCCAGCAUGACCGCUUCCGACCUGCAUUUUACCAUGCUAUGCAAGACACACUUGUAGCAGUUGACCUGGCCCAGGCCAACCGAAUUGCUUAUGGUGCCAAGCGCUGGCGAGUUGUUACUCUUGCCGGCGAGCUCAUUGACAAGUCUGGUACCAUGUCCGGUGGUGGCACAACUGUCAAGAAGGGGCUCAUGUCAUCCAAGCUCAGUAGCGACGUCACCAAGGAGCAGGUUUCCAAGCUGGAGCAAGACAGAGAUACAUGGGAAGCGAAGUUUCAGGAGUUUCAAGAGUACCAGCGAGAGUGCGAGAAUCGCAUGAGGGAAAACAACGAAGAAAUCCCCGCCCUCGAGACCAAGAUCCAGAAGAUUGGACUCGAAGUGGAGAGCGCGACUCGCAACAUCGCUGAUCUGCAGCGCCACACCAAGUCCGUCAGCCAAGAGUAUCGGCCAUCUGCCACGGAUGCUUCAAGAAUCAAGGAGCUGCAAAAGGAGAUUGUCUCACUCAACUCUGGAAUCGAGAAGCUACGUGGUGAGACUUCCAGCGUCGAGGAGGAGAUCAAGGCGCUACAGGACAAAAUCAUGGAAGUCGGUGGCGAGAAACUUCGCAUGCAGCGUGCGCUUGUGGAUGGUUUGAAGGAUCAAAUCGCGUCACACAACGAAGAACUUUCCUUCGCCGAGGUUCGCAAGGCCAAGGCCGAGAAGCAAAAAGUUAAGCUGGAAAAGGACGUGGCCAAGGCCGCCAAGGAACGUGAUGCUGCUGUUGCAGAACUUGAGAAACUCGAAGACGACAUCGGAAACCAGGGCAGCAGGGCGGAUGAGCUUCGCCAAAGUGUUGACGAAGCACGGGCGGCGCUCGCUACCAAGAAAGCUCAGCUUCAAGAAUUGAAGGAGGAGCUGGAUGUCAAAACCUCUGAGCUCAACGAAACCCGUGCUAUUGAGAUUGAGAUGCGAAAUAAGCUAGAAGAGAACCAAAAGGCUCUUGCAGAGAACCAGAAGCGUCAUCGUUACUGGGACGACAAGCUCUCCAAGUUGGUUCUCCAGGACAUCAACGACCUUAUUAGCGAGUCCGCGCCGAAGCGUGCAACACCUGCUCCCGAGACCCGCGCAGACAAGUCUCAGGUCGACUCCGAAGACGUUGACAUGGAGGAGGAUGAGCACGCAGACAAGGGCGACGUUAGCAUGGAGGGCACAGAGGCCUCCCAAGCCGAGCAGCCUGAGCGCUCAAUACACCAACCACAGGAGCUACCUGAAUACACCCCUGAUGAGCUGGCUGAGAUGAGCAAGGAAACCCUGAAAGGGGAAAUUGCCGUUUUAGAGGAGAAGACGCAAAACGUGGCUGUUGACCUGGGCGUUCUUGCCGAAUACCGUCGCCGUGUCGAGGAACAUGCCGCAAGGUCUUCCGAUCUUCAGACAGCUCUUGAUCAGCGUGACUCUGCCAAGAAGCGCUGCGAUGACUUGAGACGCAUGCGACUGGAGGGCUUUAUGGCCGGCUUCAGUGCUAUAUCCCUACGCCUCAAGGAGAUGUAUCAGAUGAUUACCAUGGGCGGUAACGCUGAGCUGGAACUGGUCGACAGCCUGGAUCCCUUCAGUGAAGGCAUUCUGUUCAGUGUCAUGCCUCCGAAGAAGAGCUGGAAGAACAUUGGCAAUCUCUCUGGUGGCGAGAAGACGCUGAGCAGUCUUGCGCUUGUGUUUGCUUUGCAUCACUACAAGCCCACGCCAUUGUACGUCAUGGACGAGAUCGAUGCUGCUUUGGAUUUCCGAAACGUUUCCAUCGUUGCAAACUAUAUUAAGGAGCGGACUAAGAACGCCCAGUUCAUUGUCAUUUCACUCCGAAACAACAUGUUUGAGCUUGCUGCUCGUCUAGUCGGCGUGUACAAGGUCAACCAUAUGACAAAGAGUGUGACAAUUGAGAACCAAGACUACAUUGCCCGCCCACAGCCACCACCACGGCCGACUAUGGGUGGCCAUACGACAACACUGGCGCUGAGAUGA
Molecule: messenger RNA, 4512 nt
Organism: Cordyceps fumosorosea ARSEF 2679
Lineage: Eukaryota; Fungi; Ascomycota; Sordariomycetes; Hypocreales; Cordycipitaceae
Product: nuclear condensin complex subunit Smc4
Exons: 3
Coding region: 1-4512 (1503 amino acids)
Biological process (GO): mitotic chromosome condensation
Cellular component (GO): chromosome
Molecular function (GO): ATP hydrolysis activity; ATP binding; protein binding
Source: RefSeq, a predicted model, not a curated record